UUAGCGAGCUCUUAGGCUCCUACUUUCUGUAAUCUCCAACUUUCCAUCCCCCCAUUUAUGCUGGCUCGAGCCCCAGGUCUCUGUCGCUCCAGAUCCGAACGCACAGUUGCACACCGAUAAGCACAAAGCCGCAUCCGAACUGCCGAAAGCUUUUCCUUCCUUAAAAUCCGUGAAGGCGACAAACAGCACCCAGAUCCCCUGCCCCUUCCCCUUUGCGACCUCCCACCAGCCAACCUCCGCCCUCCGCCAGCCAACAAUAUCCCUACAAUGUCUUCCCCUCCUUCCCCCGCCCAAACUAUCCCCACCAACUUCGCCUCACACGCCGAAACCUACCAGGCGGCCUUGCGCAACCUUUUCGCCGGCGACCCGGCCACGACCGAGGCCGACCUCGCGCGGCUCUUCACGCCCGACUUCACGCUCGAGGCGGCCAACAACACCAACAGCAACAACAGCAACAACAACACCAACAACAGCAGCAGCAGCAGCAGCGGUAGCAACGGCAAGAACGACGAGCGGUACGACUUCGCGGGCUUCGUCGCGCACGUGCGCCGGCUGCGCGAAUGGACGCGGCAGGGCGCUGUGGAGGUCGCGCUCGAGACGGUGCAGUUCCUGCGCGACGGCGCGCAGCUGGCCGAGCGGCACGUCUCGACGACGACGAUGACCAAGACGACGGCCGGGACGACGACGUCGUCGUCGUCCCGCGGGGCGGCCGACGAGGAGGAGGAGGUGGUGGUGGUGCUGCGGGCGGAGACGUUCCAGUUUGCCGAGGUGGCGGAGGACGGGAGGGUUAAGUGGAUUCGGGAGGUGGUGGUGCGCAGGGAGUAGCCACCUAGACUUUGAUGGGAUACCUGACUGAAUAGAUGGUUUGAUUUGAAGGGAACGGUUGUGGCAGGCUGGUUGAGGUGGC
Molecule: messenger RNA, 907 nt
Organism: Thermothielavioides terrestris NRRL 8126
Lineage: Eukaryota; Fungi; Ascomycota; Sordariomycetes; Sordariales; Chaetomiaceae
Exons: 1
Coding region: 268-825 (185 amino acids)
Source: RefSeq, a predicted model, not a curated record